ACCCUGUCCACAAAAGAAAGUCAUACGAGUUUGGAGCACAUGAGGGUGAAUAUUUACAGCUGCACCUGCUGGAGAAGGUGCUCGCUGCAGAGCAAAUGGGUGGAGCUCACGUUACCUCCCCCUUGCUAGACGUCCAGCGAGGAGAAGCGAAUGUACAACCACACCCUAACCCUACCCACAACUCUAUCUCUCCACCCCAUUUGACGUCCAGAGAGGUGGAGGUGGCCCUCAUAGACUCUGCAGUGAGUACCACUUGGCCUGCUGGGGUUUCCGUUUUAGACACGCCCCAAAGUGUCAUGUCGCACUGCUCUUACACCCGAGCGCGCCCACACCUCUGCAUUCCACUGCUCCUGCACAAAGGUGCUUGUUGCAAUUUGCAAGAUGGCAAUGAAAUUGGCAUACUGGGAUAUACGAGGGCUUGCUCAACCAAUCCGUCUGCUGUUGGAAUACACUGGUACUAAGUAUGAGGAGAAAUCCUAUUCUUGUGGUGACGCUCCCAACUAUGACAGAAGCUGUUGGUUUAAUGAGAAAGACAAACUUGGGCUGGACUUUCCUAAUUUGCCCUACCUAGUGGAUGGUGACACCAAGGUAGUCCAAAGCAAUGCCAUAAUGAGAUACAUUGCCCGCAAAAACAACCUCUGUGGGGAAACUGAAGAAGAGCAGCUGAGAGUUGACAUCUUGGAGAACCAGGCGAUGGACUUCCGCAAUGGUUUUGUCCAGCUCUGCUAUGGAGACUUUGACAAAAACAAAUCAUGUUACAAUGAGAAACUGCCAGGAACUCUAAAGCAGUUCUCUGACUUCCUUGGUGACAGGAAGUGGUUUGCUGGAGACAAGAUCACAUUUGUGGACUUCAUCAUGUGUGAUUUGUUGGAUUUGCAUCGUAUGUUGUGUCCAGAGUGCCUGGACGACUACAAAAACCUUAGAUGUUUCCUGGAUCGCUUUGAGAGCCUUGAGAAGAUUGUAGAAUACAUGAAGUCGAACAGGUUCAAGAAAACACCCGUGAACAACAAGAUGGCCAAAUGGGGAAACAAGGAGUGAAAAUGACAAGACCAUCUUGAUUUUCUUUUUUUUUUUUUUGGGUACCACUUUUUAAACCUUCCCAAUAAACAUAGAUUAUUUCAAUUUACACCCUAAUGAUACAUAAACAUUGAUAAUGAAAUCUUUACAAAAUAAGCAGAAUUCUCAUCUGUUGUCUAUAAAUACAGCACUUACAUUAAAGACAGUUCAUCCAAAAAUGAAAA
Megalobrama amblycephala (Wuchang bream) is the source of this 1241-nucleotide messenger RNA. Its product is annotated as glutathione S-transferase Mu 4-like. Gene Ontology annotation, biological process: glutathione metabolic process. Bases 382 to 1038 code for a protein of 218 amino acids. The transcript has 8 exons. The record is from RefSeq and is a predicted model, not a curated record. Lineage: Eukaryota; Metazoa; Chordata; Actinopteri; Cypriniformes; Xenocyprididae. Gene Ontology annotation, molecular function: glutathione transferase activity.